CAUCAUCCUCCCUGUGCCUGCAGCCCCAUCUUCCCGGGAAGCCAGCCUACAGGCCAGCCGGCCACCUGAGGAGCCCCAAGCCCCAAGCCCUGCGCUGCCGUCGCAGUUCAAGCAGAGGGCGCCCAUGUACAACAGCGGCCCUGCUGCGCCUGCACCUCCUGCCUCGCCCCUAACGCCCACCACACCCCCGGCUGCUGCCCUCCCCACGCAGACGCCCCCUGUGGCCAUGGUGGCCCCACAAGCCCAGCCACCCGCCCAGCCACAGCCCAAGAAGAACCUGUCCCUAACGAGGGAGCAGAUGUUCGCUGCCCAGGAGAUGUUCAAGACAGCCAACAAAGUCACACGGCCUGAGAAGGCCCUCAUCCUGGGCUUCAUGGCGGGCUCCCGAGAGAACCCGUGCCAGGAGCAGGGUGACGUGAUCCAGAUCAAGCUCAGCGAGCACACAGAGGACCUGCCCAAGUCAGACGGCCAGGGCAGCACCACCAUGCUGGUGGACACAGUGUUCGAGAUGAACUACGCCACGGGCCAGUGGACACGCUUCAAGAAGUACAAGCCCAUGGCCAACGUGUCCUAGGCGCCACCUGCCGUGCCCCUGGCAGCCUGCCCUGGGCCCCGAGGGACUCCACUCCGCUGGCCUCCUGGGCGACCAGCUCCAGUGUGGCUCAGCCCUGCUCACUUAAGCUUCAGAUGCUUUUCUCUGGGGUGGUUUGGACUUAUUUUUACAUUUUAACAUGGGUUCCCUUUUGUGUGAUUUAAGAUACUUUUGGAUUCAAUAUUACAUUUUUCAAUGUUACCAAAAAAGAAGUAACUUCUGAGUUUUAGCAGCUCCGCCUGUUAGACUGUUAUCUUUAUUUUUUCUUGCAUCCCACUGACCGUGAGGUGGGCCCUCCUCUGCUAGUGCAGUGCUCGCUGACUGAUGUGGAGGGGGCCGGGGUGGCCCCCGGGAUAGCUGGGUGCAGGGCGGCCGCCCGCCAGGGCCCCGGCGCGGCAGACGCCAGGAACACUCACCGCCCAUGGGUCUCCGAGUUGCCUUUUGUGCAGCUGUGAGCAUUUCAGACUUUGGGCACCUGUUUUCAUUGUAAGAAAUGAAUUAAAGUCCAGCUUUUCUAAAGAAA
Molecule: messenger RNA, 1115 nt
Organism: Manis javanica (Malayan pangolin)
Lineage: Eukaryota; Metazoa; Chordata; Mammalia; Pholidota; Manidae
Source: RefSeq, a predicted model, not a curated record